AUGGGACAGGAUGCUUUCAUGGAGUCCUUCAGCAGCACGGUUGGGAUCUUUCAGUGCAAAAUAUACCUCCUUCUCUUAGGCGCUUGCUUGGGGCUGAAAGUGACAGUGCCAUCACGCACCGUUCAUGGCAUCAGGGGUCAGGCCCUCUACCUCCCCGUGCACUAUGGAUUCCACACUCCAGCAUCAGACAUCCAGAUCAUAUGGCUGUUUGAGAGACCCCACACAAUGCCCAAAUAUUUACUGGGCUCUGUGAAUGAGUCUGUGGUUCCCGACUUGGAAUACCAACACAAGUUCACCAUGAUGCCACCCAAUGCAUCUCUGCUUAUCAACCCACUGCAAUUCACUGAUGAAGGCAAUUACAUCGUGAAGGUCAACAUUCAGGGAAAUGGAACUCUCUCAGCCAGUCAGAAGAUACAAGUCACCGUUGAUGAUCCUGUCACAAAGCCAGUGGUACAGAUUCAGCCUUCCUCUGGCGCCGUGGAGUAUGUGGGGAACAUGACCCUGACAUGCCUCGUGGAAGAGGGCACCCGGGUGGCUUACCAGUGGCUAAAAAACAAAAGACCUGUCCGUACCAGCUCUACCACCUCCUUUUCUCUCCAAAACAACACUCUUCAUAUUGCUCCAGUGACCAAAGAAGACAUCGGGAAUUACACUUGCCUGGUGAAGAAUCCUGUCAGUGAGAUGGAAAGUGACAUCAUUAUGCCUACCAUAUAUUAUGGACCUUAUGGACUUCAAGUUAAUUCUGACAAAGGGCUAAAAGUAGGGGAAGUGUUUACUGUUGACACUGGAGAAGCCAUCUUGUUUUACUGUUCUGCUGAUUCUUACCCCCCCAACACCUACUCCUGGAUCCGGAGGACUGACAAUACAACAUAUGUCAUCAAGCAUGGACCUCGCUUGGAAGUUACAUCUGAGAAAGUAGCCCAAAAGCCAACUGAUUAUGUGUGCUGUGCUUACAACAAUGUAACUGGACGGCGAGAUGAAGCUCAUUUCACAGUCAUCAUCACUUCUGUAGGACUCGAGAAGCUUGCACAAAAGGGGAAAUCAUUGUCCCCUUUAGCAAGUAUAACCGGAAUAUCACUCUUUUUAAUUAUAUCCAUGUGUCUUCUCUUCCUAUGGAAAAAAUAUCAACCCUAUAAAGUUAUAAAACAGAAGCUAGAAGGCAGACCAGAAACAGAAUACAGGAAAGCUCAAACAUUUUCAGGCCAUGAAGAUGCUCUGGAAGACUUCGGAAUAUAUGAAUUUGUUGCUUUUCCAGAUGCUGCUGGUGUUCUCAGGAUGCCAAGCAGGUCUAUUCCAGCCUCUGAUGGUGUAUCAGGACAAGAUUUGAACAGUACCAUUUACGAAGUCAUUCAGCACAUCCCUGCCCAACAGCACGACUGUCCAGAGUAA
This is a messenger RNA of Puma concolor (puma), 1389 nucleotides long. RefSeq names its product HEPACAM family member 2 (gene HEPACAM2). Gene Ontology annotation, biological process: centrosome cycle. The record is from RefSeq and is a predicted model, not a curated record. Gene Ontology annotation, cellular component: midbody; centrosome; spindle. Lineage: Eukaryota; Metazoa; Chordata; Mammalia; Carnivora; Felidae.